AUGAAGCGGAGUUCAUUCCAAGAUGUCGAGAGGAAAUCGGGUGAACUCGACCCGUCUAUUCGACAGACGCAGGAGUUUGAGGAUAUUCGUUUUUCCAUUUCUCGGAUUGAGGAACUGCUGGAGCACGGUCAGUCCCUCCUCUACGAUCAACAUACUGAGAAAGGGGCGGUGGUGUCUCCUACCGUCUCCGACGGGGAGCCAACACUCAAGCGCGGGACGAGUUUCCCUUCCACAACAUCACCCCAAGACGAUCCACAUGCGAAAAAGAAGGAAAGAAAAGGCUCGAAGAUGACGGAGCGACCGGAGAAGGUACGACUGCGGACUGUGGGGAUGGCCGGGCGGUCUCGUGGGGGGACUCCCGCUUCCUUCUCGCUGGGCCUGCGGCGGCCCGUUGCUCGUCGGCGGGGUACGGAAGGGGAAAUGACGGCGCCGAGUGAAGACUCCGUCAUGGAGGAAGUCUCCGUUGAGGAGCUGCGCCGACGCAUUCAUGCAGAGUUAGAGGAGUAUCGCCGUCAUGGUCCUUUGACGCAGUGGAAACCGCAACCGGUAGGAGGGGAACCUAGACAGCGGGUAGAGCGUGUAAACCCUCGGCGUCGAGGACAAAGAUUGUAUACUCCUUCAGUACGGAAAGAAAUGAAACCGGUUACUCCACAAACAAAAGAGAUUGCAACACGCGCUCCCAGGGGAGUGAACUCGUUUGGAGUUGCAAAAGGCAGUAACAAUCAUAUCAAUAAUACCAACAAUCAUAACAAGAAGAAUACUGUUGGCCUUCCCAAUAGAUCACCCAAUACAUUACGAGAUGUACAUCAGCAACAGCGACAGCAACAAAAUCGUUCACCUGCAUGGGAAAGGCUAUAUGAUGAUGCUGCCAGGAUACGAGAGAAGAAACGGCAGAAGGAAAUAGAGCGACAGAAGGAGGAAUCUAAUUACAAAUUAAAAAAAAAUCCAUAUGAUCCUCAUUCUUUAAGAAAACGAUUUUCACUGAAAGUUGCAUCAAUGUCUACAGCAAGUCAUUCAGUACCCCACAAAGAGUCACAUCCAUCUGUGCCGGUAGUCACAGAAAAAGGAAGGCGUGGGUUUGACAUUAAAACGCCGUACCAUAACACUCCGCAACAGACGCAUAAGCUUGAUGCUCCCGGUCGAAUUUUCGCGCGUCGGCAUGUAAAACCGCAAGAACCCCCACUCCAAAAACCAGAGGAUAAUGAGAAGGAAUAUGUGAAUAGUGUGAAUGAACCGUUACAUUCAGGAAGUCCUCUCCACACUGAGGCAGAUGAUUCAUGUGUAGAAGAAAAUGUUGUCAUUAAUAAAAAUGAGGUGCAAAAGAGUGUGGAAACCCCAGAUGUUGAACCAGAUACGAAAGCAAUUACCAAUAAUCUGGUCAAGUCUCCAAUGCAUAGUGUUACCUCAGAAGAAGAUAUUUUAAAUCAGUCUGGAGCUUCAAAGACCUCUUCAGAACGAUUGGGUGCGGCAUCAUUAUUAGCAUCCAGUGAUGAGGUUUGGGAAUUGCCUUUGCGAAACCCGCGUGAGGCAACCUCAACACCGAUUCCUGUCAUAGUCAGACCCCUCGAUCUACGGGCACUAAGAAAGUGA
Messenger RNA from Trypanosoma theileri, 1590 nucleotides. RefSeq lists its product as uncharacterized. The record is from RefSeq and is a predicted model, not a curated record. The transcript has a single exon. Bases 1 to 1590 code for a protein of 529 amino acids. Lineage: Eukaryota; Euglenozoa; Kinetoplastea; Trypanosomatida; Trypanosomatidae.